Messenger RNA from Episyrphus balteatus (marmalade hoverfly), 2398 nucleotides. RefSeq names its product beta-1,3-glucosyltransferase. Gene Ontology annotation, cellular component: membrane. The record is from RefSeq and is a predicted model, not a curated record. Bases 546 to 2243 code for a protein of 565 amino acids. NCBI's taxonomy places the organism in Eukaryota, Metazoa, Arthropoda, Insecta, Diptera, Syrphidae. Gene Ontology annotation, molecular function: acetylglucosaminyltransferase activity. The transcript is spliced from 9 exons.
UCAAAAUUAGUUCGUCGUGAAACUUCAACGGAUAAGGUUGUUCUACGUUCAAAUUGUUGAAAAACUUUGUGUCACGUGGUUUCAAAAACAAACAUUGUGUUUCUCGUACAUUUAAACUUGACCUUGUCUAUUUAUUUGUAUCUAUAGUGUCUAUUCAGCCAAUUAAAAGAGAUGAUAUUUAAACAAAUGCAUUUUCGUUCUUUAUAUCGGUCUGUUUCGAAUGUGUUAAUUAAGAAUUAUGAAGUUUGAUCAUUGAUGAGAAAUUAUAAAAUAAUAUUUUUAUAUAUUAUCUGUGGAACGACUUUUUGAUGAUUUUGUAUAUAUUUUUGGUUUCUGUACGUGUUCGAUGUCACUGAUGUUGUUUAUAGGAGAUAACGAUUAGUUUUGUUGUGAAUUCAAUUUUCAGUAAGAAGUAUGCAUAAAUCGAACAAUGUAAAUUAAGACUGAAAUCAAUUUUUGUGCCAUUUUAAAGAAUUAAAAAAAUAAACCAAAACAUUUAAUGAUAAAUAUAAUAAAACCACCUAAAUAAAACAGCAAUAUGGAAAAUGGAAGUUGGAGCAGUUGUUGUUGGCAUAUUUCUAUUUAUUAAACUAUCAUAUGCUCUCGCGCCUUCGGAAUUACUAAUUCUCAUCAUAAGUCAAGAAAAUAGUUACCACAAGCAAUUAAAUGAAAAUCUCCGAAGUAAUAUAUAUAAGCAAUCGAUUUCGUUAUCAACGGACCAUGUGAUCCACGUACAUGUUCUGCAUGAAAUAUUUAACCACCCUGGAGACUGGACCUUUCUGGCUGUGCUGCCCAAGCUUACAACAUCCAAUUUAAUAAAAUCAAAUACAAAAUGGAUUGUUCUUUGCGAAGACCGAAGCUUAAUUCAGUUAAAGCCAUUGAUAGACAACCUAUCGCAAGAAGAUUAUACAAAGGAACAAUAUUUCGGAUACCCACUUUAUGAUCAAGAGGCUACAAUCAUUCAUCACUUUGCAUUCUUUGAAAACCCCCGAUGGUUUGCCUAUCCCAUGCUCCAGGCAGGUGUUAUAUUUACGGUUCCACUUGUCCAACAUCUUGCAGAGUAUGUCUCGAAAGUGAAACGUACAAUGGAUUUUUCCAUAGAUGCCUCCCAUGAGCUGGCCCGAUUUAUUAUGGAAUAUGUAAAACCCAAAAGUCACAUGCACCACGAAACACGUACCCCAACACAUGACUACGAUGAGGACGACGACGACGAUGUAAAGGAUGUUGCAACCAAGGGAUUUGUAUCUCAUGUUGCCAUGAGAAACGGUGACAGCAUACCUAAGAAAAAGGCCACUAGCACUAGCAGGAUUCUCAUGCAGCCAGUGCCGUACGUUUGCCCAUCGGUGGUGGUAAAAGGACUCAGCACAGAUUGUGCCUUGUGUGUUAAUUCAUCGGUUUCCUCAUCCUGUAUUGCCGCUAGCAGAGAAACCAUUUAUUUUGUUAUAAAGACCUGUCACAAAUUUCUUACGGACCGAGUGCCAGUGAUACAAAGGACUUGGGGAAGAUAUGCUGUACACAAGCGAUUUUUCAGUGAUAAUGCAAAUAAAGACAUUCCAACGUUCGCAACUGGUGUGCCAAACACAGAGACGGGCCAUUGUUUAAAAACUCUAUCGAUUUUAAAGCUAGCAUUGAAUGAUGUUGAACGGCAUAACGAAAUCUCCAAUAGGCCGAUCCUUUGGAUUUUCCUUUCCGAUGAUGAUACGAUUUUAAGUGUAUCGGGAGUCUGUGAAGUUUUGGGGUGUUUCGAUCCUACUGCAGAUGUAUACUUGGGUGAACGUUAUGGAUUUAGACUGCAUUCGGAUGAUGGUUUCAAUUAUAUAACUGGCGGGGGUGGGAUUGCUUUUAGUUUGCCGACCGUAAGGAAAAUUGUGCAGUCAUGCACCUGUCCGACGAUAUCUUCGCCGGAUGAUAUGAUUUUAGGUUCGUGUUUGCAUGGAUUAAACGUGGAAGCUAUUCACUCUUGGAGAUUUCAUCAGGCUCGCCCAAUGGACUACCCCAAGCCCUUAUUGAAAAUGCAAAAACCUGUCUCAUUUCACAAAUUUUGGCAACUUGAUCCGAUUGCUGUUUAUCAAGAUUGGUUUGCUGAACAAGAUGAAAAAUUAUAUGCUCAUGAAUCCCCAAGCAGAAAAAUCAAAAAGGAUAUCAUUAAAAAUGCUUCCAAUAAAAUACAAAAUAAAAAAACCGAUGACUCGCACAGAUCUUUAAUCAACGUUGAACUUAAAACCAAUCAUGCGGAACUUUAGCUUAUGCCAAAGAAAUCAAAACCAAUGUACUUUCAGUGUAUAUAAAUAUAUAUUUUGUUAUUAAUAAUAAUAAUAUAACUUAAAUAUAAAAUGUUUACUAUUGGAAUACUGUAAAUACAGAGACACUUUUAAUUAUAACAAUAUUUAUUACUAUC